CAAAGAUUCCACAGUUAACGCGAAGAUAGAAUCGGCUUAUAUUUAAAAGAUGGCGAACGACUCUCCGGCUAAAAGUCUGGUCGAAAUAGACCUGGCUUCAUUGCGGGAUCCAGCAGGGAUUUUUGAACUGGUGGAAGUGGUCGGAAAUGGCACCUAUGGACAAGUAUACAAGGGGCGACAUGUUAAAACUGGACAGCUGGCCGCCAUCAAGGUCAUGGACGUCACUGAGGACGAGGAGGAGGAAAUCAAACUGGAGAUCAACAUGCUCAAGAAGUACUCCCAUCACCGAAACAUCGCCACAUACUACGGCGCUUUUAUCAAGAAGAGUCCCCCGGGCCAUGACGAUCAACUAUGGCUGGUCAUGGAGUUCUGUGGGGCAGGAUCCAUCACAGACCUGGUGAAGAAUACUAAAGGCAACCAGCUGAAGGAAGACUGGAUCGCCUACAUCUCCAGAGAAAUCCUCCGGGGAUUGGCCCACCUGCAUGCCCACCAUGUCAUCCACCGUGACAUCAAGGGCCAGAACGUCCUGCUCACAGAGAAUGCCGAGGUUAAGCUGGUGGACUUUGGUGUGAGCGCCCAAUUAGACCGGACCGUGGGGCGGAGGAACACCUUCAUUGGGACGCCAUAUUGGAUGGCGCCCGAGGUCAUUGCUUGCGACGAGAACCCAGACGCCACCUAUGACUACAGAAGUGACUUGUGGUCCACUGGAAUCACUGCCAUUGAAAUGGCCGAAGGAGCUCCUCCGCUGUGCGACAUGCAUCCGAUGCGAGCGCUCUUCCUGAUCCCGAGGAACCCUCCCCCGCGACUCAAGUCCAAGAAGUGGUCCAAGAAGUUUUGCAGCUUCAUCGAGGGCUCCCUGGUGAAGAACUACACCCAGCGCCCCCCCACCGACCAGCUGCUGAAACACCCCUUCAUCCGGGACCAGCCCAACGAGAGGCAGGUCCGCAUCCAGCUGAAGGACCACAUCGACCGCACCAAGAAGAAAAGGGGGGAGAAGGAUGAGACGGAAUACGAGUACAGUGGCAGUGAGGAGGAGGAGGAGGACGCCGCCGAGCAGGAGGGAGAACCCAGUUCCAUCGUGAACAUGCCCGGCGAGUCGACACUGCGGAAGGACUUCAUCCGGCUGCAGCAGGAGAACAAGGAGCGCUCGGAAGCUCUGCGACGACAGCAGCUCCUGCAGGAGCAGCAGCUCCGGGAGCAGGAGGAGUACAAGCGCCAACUGCUAGCGGAGAGGCAGAAGCGCAUCGAGCAACAGAAGGAGCAGAGGAGACGACUGGAGGAGCAACAGCGACGUGAGCGCGAGAUGAGGAGGCAGCAAGAGCGCGAGCAGCGCCGGCGAGAACAGGAGGAGAAGAGGCGUGUGGAGGAGAUGGAGCGCCGUCGGAAAGAGGAAGAUGAGCGCCGGAGGGCGGAGGAGGAGAAGAGAAGGAGCGACCGUGAACAGGAGUACAUUCGUCGGCAGCUGGAAGAGGAGCAGAGGCACCUGGAGAUCCUGCAACAACAGCUGCUCCAUGAACAGGCCAUGCUCCUGGAGUUCAAGUGGCGGGAACUUGAGGAGCAGCGGAAGGCCGAGCGUCUCCACAAGCGUCUGCAGCAGGAGCAGGCCUAUCUGCUGUCCCUCCAGCGCGACAGCAGCCCGCCACAGCAGACGCCCAAGGGAAUGUCCCCUGACAGCACUAAUACCCCUCGGACCACAUCCCCGGGCCCUGAGAAAGACAGAGCCCCGGCUCCGCAACCCCAGUUCCCCGACAAUGCUAAUGCCAUGGCCCAGCGGAGGAUGUCCUCCGAUAGCGCUAGGUCUCCACAAACCCAUUUCCUCGACUAUAUUUCUGUCCCGCAGAGAAUUUCCCCACAAAUCAUGUCCCAGGACGGUACUAACAAGCCCCCUCAGCAAUCAUCCCCAGACAGUGUUGAUAAAGACCAAGAAAAGCCCCCGUCUGAUAAUAGCGAUGCCCUAGUCCCCCAGUCUACAGACGUUACUACUAAAGCCCCACAGACCGGGGGCCCAGAUGGCCCCAGGUCCCCACAGACAGACCGCUUGGAGCCUUGCAACGCUCUCUGUGAUCCUCAACCAAUCAGAGAGGCCGACGAGCGCUACCGAAAGAACGUUCAAGGUUCCCCGCAGAGCGCCCCACCCACCAAGCAGCCCCCUGUUCCCCCCCGCUCUGAACCCUUCUCCAACGGCGGGUCCUCGUCGGAGUCUGCGCCCCCUGUCAUGCACCGGCCCAUGGAACCACAGGUCCAGUGGUCCCAACUGGCCUCUCUAAAGAGCAGCAGCGUGGCCCCGCCCCCUGUCGUGUCUCGCUCCCAUUCCUUCAGUGAGCCCGUGGUUGCUAGUUUUGCACAUCUGCAUCUGCGCUCCCAGGAGCCCCACAAUCACCACCAUCACCACGCCGCUGCUGCACCAUCGCCCCCACGCACUGAUCCCCACUCCCAGCCCCCGACCCAGCCCCCCGCCUUGGGCCCCGGCGAUGAGGUGCCCCCCAGGGUCCCAGUGAGGACGACGUCCCGGUCCCCGGUGCUGUCACGCCGAGACUCGCCCCUCCAGGCCGCCGGGCCGCCCAGCAGCCAAGGCGUGCAGAGGAGUGCUGCCAGUAACGUGGAGCCUCGUCUGCUGUGGGACCGUGUGGAGAAGCUGGUCCCCCGACCCGGCAGCGGCAGCUCUUCUGGCUCCUCCGGCUCCCCGGCCGGCUCCGGGGAAAGGUUCCGAGCUCGCUCGUCCUCAAAGUCCGAGGGCUCCCCGCUGCAACGGCCCGACAACGCCGCGAAAAAACCAGAGGAGAAGAAAGACUUUGCCCGACCCAGCCGACCAGCCGGUGGUGACGUGGACCUCACUGCCCUGGCCAAAGAGCUGCGGGCGGUGGAGGAUGUACGGCCCCCCCACAAGGUGACAGACUAUUCCUCCUCUAGCGAGGAGUCUGGUACCACCGAUGAAGACGACGAUGAAGAGGUGGACCAGGAUGGAGCGGAUGAGUCCACCUCAGGAGCUGAGGAUACCAGGGCCGGGAGAGGUCUGAGUAACGGAGAGACCGCGUCCCUCAAGACCUUGCUGGCCCACGAUGACUCUGAGAACGACCUGACCUCGCCCUCCAAGGAUGGCACCUUGGUCAUCCGACAGAGCGCGGGUGACAAAAAGCGCCCGGCCGCCAAUGUCUCGUCAUCCUCGCCCGGACCCGGUCCGGCUCACGGUCAAGUGCACACUCCUCAGGGUCACCAGGAGAAAAACGGCUUUGCCGGCCGCAUUCACCUGCUGCCGGACCUUAUCCAGCAGAGCCACCACUCCCCCACUUCCACCACCUCCAACUCCCCCUCCUCCAGCCAUGUCAGCCCAGCCAUUUCCCCCCAGACUCCCAUGGACAAAGUCACUGCCAUCGAGACCCAAUCGGCCAGCAACACCAUGCAGAAACACAAGUCCUCCUCCUCCUUCACCCCAUUCAUCGACCCGCGCCUCCUUCAGGUCUCCCCCUCCAGUGGCAGCUCCCUCAACAACAUGGCGGCCUUCGGCAACGACGGGCGGCUAGCAGACGCGCUGAGGGCUGACCCGUCCCGUAAGGGCUCGGUGGUCAACGUGAACCCAGUCAACACGCGGCCCCAGAGCGACACGCCCGAGAUCCGCAAGUACAAGAAGAGGUUCAACUCUGAGAUCCUGUGCGCUGCCCUCUGGGGUGUGAACCUGCUGGUGGGGACAGAGAGCGGUCUGAUGCUGCUGGACCGCAGCGGUCAGGGGAAGGUCUACCCUCUCAUCAGCCGACGACGCAUCCAACAGAUGGACGUCCUGGAAGGCCUCAACGUCCUGGUCACGAUAUCAGGGAAGAAGAAUAAGUUGCGUGUUUACUACCUGUCCUGGCUGAGGAACAAGAUAUUACACAACGACCCCGAGGUGGAGAAGAAGCAGGGCUGGGUCACAGUGGGGGAGCUGGAGGGCUGUGUCCACUACAAAGUCGUAAAAUACGAGCGGAUCAAGUUCUUGGUCCUUGCCUUGAAGAGCUCUGUGGAGGUGUAUGCUUGGGCCCCAAAGCCCUAUCACAAGUUCAUGGCCUUCAAGUCGUUCGGCGACCUGGUACACAAGCCCCUGCUGGUUGACCUGACUGUGGAGGAGGGUCAAAGGUUGAAGGUCAUCUAUGGCUCCUGCAAUGGCUUCCAUGCCGUGGAUGUGGACUCUGGAGCGGUGUAUGACAUCUACCUGCCCACACAUAUCCAGACCAGCAUCCAGUCCCACGCCAUCAUCAUCCUGCCCAACACGGAUGGCAUUGAGCUGCUGGUGUGCUACGAGGACGAGGGCGUGUAUGUCAACACCUACGGGCGCAUCACCAAAGAUGUGGUCCUGCAGUGGGGAGAGAUGCCCACAUCAGUGGCCUACAUUAGGUCCAACCAGAUAAUGGGCUGGGGGGAGAAGGCCAUAGAGAUCAGGUCUGUGGAGACUGGACACCUGGAUGGGGUCUUCAUGCACAAGAGAGCCCAGAGACUCAAAUUCCUGUGCGAAAGGAACGACAAGGUGUUCUUUGCGUCGGUGCGCUCUGGAGGAUCCAGCCAGGUCUACUUCAUGACCCUGGGCCGGACCUCACUGCUCAGCUGGUAGCGUGCGCACAGCAUGAAGACCAGGCCCGCUGAGAAGAACACGAUGACAACCAUAAUGACGAUGACUCAUGACGAUGAUGACAAUGAAGACCUUGAACGUGACGUACAGCCAGCGUACGAUGCUCCGCGGAGCAAUGCGGUGUUGUGACGCCUUCAAAAUCAACCUGUGUCAAAUUAGACCGUUGCAAGAAAAACGGACAGAAAUCAUGAAGGGGAGGCCCUCUGUGCCUCAGGCGGAUGGGACUGUGCCUCAGGCGGUUGGUGCUGUCAUCAUGGCUGUUGGCACCAAGUCCGGCUACUCCUCUUUAAGAUCAGGUAGCCUAAGCCCUAAUGCCCAGCCCUGUACCACCACUAAUAUGAGCAGAGAUCUGAGCCUGAUUCAUUAAACCACAGAUGUUUAUGUUAGUGUCUAUAUUGGAGAAUGACUGACUGGGGGACACCCGUGUCUGUCAGGGAUGGGGUCAGUUUGGACUUUUAGAAUUGUAUUCAAUUGAAACUUUUUAUUUUUUAUUGGCCACAUCCUACUGGAGGAAUUUGAAGGAAGGAAACAGGAUUCUAUUCAAAACAACUCAGACCAAUUAACCUAAGGAAUGAUACAUGAAAGUCAGAUUUUUUUGAAAAGUAUUUUAUGAACAGUAAAUGCCACUUAUUAAUGCAAAGAAUGCACAUCAUAUAAAUUAUUAGGUUGUCAAAACCAAUUGACAAACUGAAACAAGAAAAUGUGGUUAUGACAUUUGAUUGUUCUUCUACAUACUGCAGUUUUUAUCUGACACAUUCUGGAAAAUGUAUUUGGAUAUUUACAAACAUGAAUGGAAUUUUGAAUAAUUUUAAACAACAUGAUUAUUCUUUGAAUAUUUUAAGACCACUGGAAUUAUUUCAAUUAGUUUUCCAACAAUUUAUUUUUUUCUUCAACAUUAUGCUACAUGGUUUUGGGAAUAUAUGAAGAAAAUAUAAAAAUUUACAUGGGGAUGUUUAAUUGAAACAAUUCAAAUUCUGCUUCCUGUGGGGUGUGUCCAAUUGAAUGCAAUAAGUGAAUUAAAAAUAAGGAGCGGUUUGCCACUUUAUUCAGAAUUGACCCCAACCCUAAAGUGUGUGUGUGUGUGUGUGUGUGUGUGUGUGUGUGUGUGUGUGUGCGUGCGUAUGUGUGACACAAGAGAAUGGAAACAAAUGGAGGAAAAGGAUGAACAAAAGCUUGGUUGUCAUGGUAAUGGAAAGUGGUACCUUUGUGCACUAGACAGGUCAGAGUUCAUACAGUAGUUUGUUAUUGUGUUUAGUCCAGGUCAUGUUCAGGUUAACCUCAUCACAUUUUGACAAGAUAGUCUUCUGUGUUUCUCAAUUACUCUUGUUGAUAUGCCAUAGCCACAACAUGGUUAAUUUUUUUUAGGUAGGUCGUGCUUGAGGUUGAAAAUAAGUGUUGAUGUUUUUUUUCUUCACUCUGGCCUUCCUCUCAGUAAGGGUUGAAUCAGGAUCAAAGUCUGCAGAGAUGCUCUUCAUAAAAGAUGUUGACUUAUUACUUGUUUCAACCUUUCAAAGGACACUGCAAGCGUAUAUGGGGACCUUCCCAGUUUCAUAUAUUCCUGAGGGUAUUUUCCAGCCUCACUGAACUUUAAACAUGUGCCUCCUUGGCCGUGUUGGGAUAACUGUGAAUGCAUUAUGUACAGUAGACUCUACAGGACCGUCUUGGCCACGAGUCGUGACUUUAACCCACCGUUUGGUAGCAUGAUGACCGAGGUAUUACAGUGGAACAAGUAUCGAGAUUAAAUAUACCCUAAAAGAUUUGUAGAAGAAGCUUUAAAAUCCACAUAAAAAUCCAAAUGUAAUGGCAACCACAGAAUCCCUUUGUUUUCCUUUUUAAAGGGCCCCUUCACUCAGAUUAGGAUGAAUUGUUUGUCCCUACUUGUACAAUCUGUUGAGACAAAUGCAUUUUGUUCUCCCCCUCAUCACUCCCACAGGAAAUAUAUUUUUUAAAUCGGACAUUUGACUGACACUGAAUUAUUAUGACCUAUUAUAAAGCAGCAUGGGUCCCACAUUUGAGACAUUUUGUGAAAUAUCUAUAAUUGAAUGUUGCACUCUUUAUGACCAACAGAGACUACCUUAGGUAUCUCUAUCCCUCAGCUUGACUGCAUUCUUUAAAUAUCUUUACUCUGAGUGCAGAAGAGGCCAUUUUGUAAUGUUCGGUUGUAGUUCCAGUCCAGGCUGUGGAUAAAAGUGACACAACUGCUGCAACAUGACUACGACCUGAAAGCCUCUCAACUCUAGCAGCGCCUCAGUUUUAUUUAUUUAGUCGUUUUCUUGUUUUUUUCUUCGAACCGGGAGAAAAAUAAGACUGCACUUGAUCAUGAUGUUUCACGAUUCUGCCUGGUUGUUCUCUGGGACAGUUUGUCGUGGUACCCAGGCACUCUGUUGCCCCGGUUGGAGAUACUGACUAUAUAGGUUGAAUUCUUUGUACGUGUGUUCGGACUAACUUCACAAGAAUGGAAAUCACAAUGUCUCCAUGGUAACAUGUCCCUUCGAAAGCUUGACCCUCUUACAGUUAACGCCCUUCCUGUUUAGGUGAGAACAGUCCAGGCCUCUCACGUGACUACUCUAAAGAACGUAUUGCUGUAAGCGUAUAGAAAUGAGAUGCUUGUUUUCUCUGGAAAUCUGUGAAAAGCAGUGCAUGCUGAGAUGGCGAACUAGUCACACAUUUUAACAGUGUUACAAACCACUAUGGAAAGCAUUGAUAAAAGCCACAUUUUGAAAAUCCUAGUUCUAGUUUAUUAGUUUAUGUAAUUUUUGUUACCCUCAUUUGGAUUAAUGUGGCUGCAGUGGUUUUUAAUUUGUUUAAUGCACAUGUUAUGUUGAAAUGUUUACAGAAGCAAUGUUUUGUUAAACCAAUGUGCAUCAAUAUAAAUAUUUAUGGUUUAUUUGAGGGCAAUUUUCCCUUUUAUAGCUUUUGUAUUAUCAUUUUGAGGUUCAUGUACAGGAGUUACCCUCAACCUCAUUUCACUUUUCAAAACAUUACACAAUUCAAAGUGCAAAUCACUGAUUUUCCUGGAUAACACAACAGUGACCUUGGCUGUGGCAAAUUUAGUGAAGAUGUUCCUUGUUGCCCAGGUGCCAGGAUAAUUUUUUUUUUUCCUCAAGUGUUUCUACCAUGCUACUCUAAUUUAAUGUUCAGUGUAUUAUGGGAAUUAUUGUAUUUUCCUGAAGGUCUUUUUUUUUUCCAUUGAAUAAAAUCUUAAGUAAUUUA
This is a messenger RNA of Esox lucius (northern pike), 7810 nucleotides long. Its product is annotated as mitogen-activated protein kinase kinase kinase kinase 4. Gene Ontology annotation, biological process: protein phosphorylation. The transcript has 33 exons. The record is from RefSeq and is a predicted model, not a curated record. Bases 50 to 4579 code for a protein of 1509 amino acids. Lineage: Eukaryota; Metazoa; Chordata; Actinopteri; Esociformes; Esocidae. Gene Ontology annotation, molecular function: protein kinase activity; ATP binding.